AUGGACUUUGACAGCAAGCACCCGCCCUCCGUGGACAUGCAGAUCAGCUUCAAGCUCAUGAACAUCACCAUCGUGACCGACAGCGCGUGUGCGCGCGAGGGGUUCACGCAGUCGCGGAUGGUGCAGAAGUACAACCAGAACGCGGGGGAUGAUUUUACUGUCGUCAUUAUCACGGACGACCAGUCUGGCUUCUUGGGCCAGACCAUGUUCCCGCAUGGCCAGAUCAUGGUCGUGGUGUCGUCCGUGGGGUUCCGUGGCCAUGCUUCACGGCACCAGGGGGACAUGAUGUACGAUGAGGGGGACACAGUGGUGCAUGAGGCUGGGCAUGGAUUUGGCUUGUACCACACCUUCGAGGGCGGCUGCUCGAGAGACGGCGACUACAUCGACGACACGGAGAAGGAGAUGAUGCCGCAUUACCAGUGCGUCCGCGACAGCUCCUGCGGCAGUGGCGCCGACCCGGUCCACAACUUCAUGGACUACUCGCCGGACAUGUGCAUGGUGGGCUUCACGGAGGGGCAGAAGCGGCGCGCGUGGUGCGUGCUGGAGACCAGCCAGGCCGGCCUCUUCCAGAAGUCGAAGACGUGGUGA
Molecule: messenger RNA, 588 nt
Organism: Prorocentrum cordatum
Lineage: Eukaryota; Dinophyceae; Prorocentrales; Prorocentraceae
Source: the annotation of a GenBank genome assembly